AUGGAGUCCCGUUGCCUGAUCAAUGAGCUGGAUGAGGGUUCUGAACUCGGAGUACUGUACAAUGGUACCAUAAUGGACACAUUCUCAACCAACUCCGGAGUUAGACAACGCUGUUCCCUCGCACCGCUCCUGUUCGCCAUCCUCCUAGAUUACGUCAUGUGCCAAUUCACAACGCGCCGCAGAGGCAUUACAUGGUUUCUCACCAGGCAACUGGAGUAUUUGGACUUUGUUGACGAUAUUUGUCUGCUGUCGCUUAAGUUGACCGAUAUGCAAGUGAAGGUGGAUGAAUUAGUAACGCUGGCACGCAAAGUCGGGGAAGUAAAAGUCGCUGAAAUCAAGGCAUUGGAAUCAACCACAGCAACAAUAACCUCGUAA
Messenger RNA from Anastrepha ludens (Mexican fruit fly), 375 nucleotides. RefSeq lists its product as uncharacterized. The transcript has a single exon. NCBI's taxonomy places the organism in Eukaryota, Metazoa, Arthropoda, Insecta, Diptera, Tephritidae. Bases 1 to 375 code for a protein of 124 amino acids. The record is from RefSeq and is a predicted model, not a curated record.